Tripterygium wilfordii is the source of this 1213-nucleotide messenger RNA. Its product is annotated as expansin-A1-like. Gene Ontology annotation, biological process: plant-type cell wall organization. Lineage: Eukaryota; Viridiplantae; Streptophyta; Magnoliopsida; Celastrales; Celastraceae. The transcript has 4 exons. Bases 123 to 860 code for a protein of 245 amino acids. The record is from RefSeq and is a predicted model, not a curated record. Gene Ontology annotation, cellular component: extracellular region.
AACCCUCCUCUACCUAUCAAAUCUCUAUAAAUUCCCACUCCCCCCCCCCUCCACUCCCAUCACUUAACGCAUCUUCCUCGCACUUUCUCUCUGCUUCUCCUUCUCGUCAAAGACAAGAAGGUAUGGCUGUUAGUGGGUACUUCUUCUUCGUGGGUUUUCUUGCAAUGGCAUCCUCUGUUCACUGUUAUGUCGGUGGAGGUUGGGUUAAUGCACACGCCACUUUCUAUGGUGGUGGUGAUGCUUCAGGCACCAUGGGUGGAGCUUGUGGUUAUGGGAACUUGUACAGUCAAGGAUAUGGGACAAACACAGCUGCUUUAAGCACUGCCCUCUUCAACAAUGGCUUGGCUUGUGGGUCUUGCUAUGAGAUGAGGUGUGUGAAUGAUAAGAAAUGGUGCCUCCCUGGUUCAAUUGUGGUCACAGCCACUAAUUUCUGCCCACCAAACAGCAAUGGUGGAUGGUGCAACCCUCCCCAACAACACUUUGAUCUCUCUCAACCUGUCUUCCAACAUAUUGCCCAGUACAAAGCCGGAAUUGUCCCUGUUGCCUACAGAAGGGUACCCUGUAGGCGGAGAGGAGGCAUUAGGUUUACAAUAAAUGGACACAGCUACUUCAACCUGGUCCUUGUGACCAACGUUGGCGGUGCUGGUGAUGUGCACUCAGUGUCAAUCAAAGGUUCAAGGACAGGUUGGCAGGCAAUGUCAAGGAACUGGGGCCAGAACUGGCAAAGCAACAGCCUUCUCAACGGACAACCCCUUUCGUUUAAGGUCACCACCAGUGAUGGUCGUACUGUUGUGUCUUACAAUGUUGCCCCUGCUAAUUGGGGCUUUGGACAGACCUACUCUGGAGCCCAAUUCCGCUAGGGCUCUUCUUCUCCGGACGGCCCGGCCCAGAAUAUAUUUUAUAUUUGUAUUAGUAUAUUUGGGGGAAACAAAAAACCUUAAGAGUAUUUGGUCAAAAUGGCCUCUCUCUCUUUUUUUUUAAUGAUUUAUUUGCAGAGGUGGGACUUUGUCUUUAACCACCCGCCAAGCUUAGAGAGUGUUUUACUAGGAAUUAGGGGCUUUUAUUGUUGUUACAUGGGGGGUUUAGAGGUAAUUGUAAACAGCUUGUGCUGUGUGUGUAUCAGUGUAUCACCACUGUUGGUCUCUAAUUUGAGACAGAAUUGCAAAUUUCAUGCUGUUUUACUAGUAAUGGUAAAUGAUAAUAGUGUUUGUUA